Messenger RNA from Schistosoma haematobium, 3363 nucleotides. RefSeq lists its product as uncharacterized. Lineage: Eukaryota; Metazoa; Platyhelminthes; Trematoda; Strigeidida; Schistosomatidae. Gene Ontology annotation, biological process: vesicle budding from membrane; late endosome to vacuole transport via multivesicular body sorting pathway. The transcript is spliced from 5 exons. Gene Ontology annotation, cellular component: ESCRT III complex; multivesicular body. The coding region runs from base 112 to 1428 and encodes 438 amino acids. The record is from RefSeq and is a predicted model, not a curated record.
CGUUUGAAGGCCGUUCUUGUCAAGGUCAGUCAAACAAUAAUGAUGGAUAGCAAAUCAGCUGGUUUUCGGUUGCCAGAUAUAUGGGAUGACGAUGAUGCUAUGUAUUCACUUAUGCAACCUAUAAGGCGCUCUAAAGUUAUUGAUCCAGUCAAUUAUAAUGCUAAAAUCACAUUUUGGAAAAGGAUAUUGCUAUCCUAUGCAAAAGAUCACAAGGCAUUUGUAAUAUGUAAACAGUCACUUCAAAAGCUGUUUACUCGACACUUCCCUGUUGAAGGCAUAGAUUUAUACCCUCAAUCACUUGGAGAGGUUAUUUCUGAUUUGGUGUCGGAAGGUGUACUAGGACCAGUAACUCCAAACAGAAGUAUCUUAGGCAAUAUGUUUACGGCCUUCUCAAAUGUUGUACACAGGCCAAUAUCAUGGGCGUAUCACUAUUUAAUUGGUCAGCCAUCCUCUAACCCAUUAGAGACUGAUACAUCGAGUCAGCAGUUUGUGUUCAGUCAGUUCGCUGAAAAUUCCGCUGUGGAAUUUUUGUCUUGGUUUCAUGACAAUUACCGUGACCAGAGGUUAUUACCACAUUCAGCUGCGUAUGACCUAGAGCUUUUUAACUCAGCCUUGUCAAACUUUUAUUCCCAUGUGGCCACUCGUGAAUACAUAUUUGAUUUAUUGAGUAAUAUCAAACACUGCGUUUCUGUGGAAACCACGUCUACUUCAGAUUCCCAACCGAUUCAGAUUAUUCGCGUUGGUGAAGAUAUUAAUAGCCGACCGAACAAACCAACUAAUCCAGACGCUGCAAAAAUAGAAUCAUCUGCACUAAGUGGGAUUGUUCAACUCAAAUCUACAAUUAAACAACUUGAAAAUGAAGAGAAAAGAUUGGAAACUGUUAUAGAUCAACGUCGAAGUCAUAUCAAGUCCUUAUUGCUAGAUAAGAGGAAUUCAGAAGCAAAAUCUCUAUUACGUCGUACGAAGGUGUUAGAGAAAUCUCUAGAACAAAAGCAAUUACAACUUAAUAAUCUGGAAACAAUGUUGAUUGAUAUAGAAUCUGCAACAGAAAACAGGAAUAUUGUACUUGUUCUAAAUAGCGUUAAUGAAGCUCUCAGACAAGCUGUAGGAGGAUCUAAUUCUUUGAGUAAAGCAGAAGGUGUAAUGAAUGACGUAAUGGAUAGAAUUCAAGAAAGUCAAGAGAUCUCAGAUGUUGUUUCCAGUUUUGGACGUACCUCUAUUGGAUUGGAAGAUAUGAGCGAUUUGGAACAAGAACUUGACAAUUUCCUUGUUGAACCAAAGAAACCAUCACCUCCGGGGAAAACACCACCGAGCUUUGAUGAUUUAGAAGCUGAACUUGCUGCUCUUAAGUUAGUAACAGAUGACGUAGCAUCAUUAACUGAUCAAAAUUCAUCAUCUAAACAAAACCGUAUCAUCAUUGAUAAGUGAGGGAUUUACUGAGAUGUGACCAUCGUUUCGAUUCUAUGCUAUUUCAGCGUGUCUUAUCUACACUCCUGAGCUUUCAUAUAAAAAUUCUAGUAUAAAACGUGAGGAGAAUAUGCGGAAUAUUUUGUAUUGAUUCAGAAAUCCAUCAUACAUAUAUAUAACUAAAUAUUUUCCAGAUUGUUUUUCUUUUGUCUUUGUAAAUUAUAACAUUUUACAAUAUACUUUUUUUAUUCCAAUAACUAUAAUAACUAUCGAUAUUAUUUUAAACUAUAUUCUCUUCACUGGAUUACAGUGUCUCUUAUCUGACAUCGUAACAAACAUUAGAAACAAUAACUGUCAUUUCCAUACUCUUAGUAGUCAACACUUGUCUGGUUAUGCCAUUUGUAUUCUAAGGAUAAGCAUAUUUCUAACUAAAGUAUAGUAAAGCAAAGAAGUAAGUGUCUUUUGCUUGUUUUGUUUUAAUAUAUCAACUGGCGUUUGUUCGAAUUGCACACUUUAUUUUUUUUGGUGGAAGUUUACAUUCAUGGAAUAUGUCUUUACCUUUUUUAGGUCAAGAUUUUGAAUCUCAACUACAUUUAAUAGGCUCAUUUUAGAUACUAGCAAUUGCUUUAUUCAAUAAUGUAUGCUUGGCAAAGUAAGGGAUUCUGUGUAUAAAAUAUUUCAAUUAUUCCCUCUGAAUCUGAAUUUUUAUUCUGAUGCAUAUGUUUAUAUAAGUUUUCCUUACAACGGUGCUUAACAGUUGUUUAUCUUUAACUAGGAAGGUUUUCAGUUAGUUUCGAUUUUAUAAUUUUACCUGUCGCAUAAUAUUAUACCCUAGAUAAGUUAUUUUAGAGCCUCUCUACAUACCUUUAGACGCAUAAAUGUCUAUGUACUUGUACAUCUUCCCGCCAUACCAUAGCCAAAGAGAAAGUUUUUAUUUAAGUGGGUAGUUUCUGACGAUUAACACAACAAAAUUCAGUAUAAAAAGCAUUAAUAGUAAUCACUAAGCCUUGUAGUGUUUCAAGGUUAGUAAAAGAAGUUUAAUGGCAUCCCAAAUAUUCAUUUAGUUUUACGGAUUUCUAAUCACUAUUUCAUCGUCACUUUUACAACACUCGCUCAAUGGGUGAUGAUUAUUUCACUAAGUAUUCAAACAGAGGUCAGUAUUAAGCUAAGACCAUAAUGUAAAGUAGAUGCACUAAUCAACUGUCCGAACUGAAUCAAACGGAACAAUAUUUGAACUUGUCCUUCAAUAGUUGGAAGUCAAGUGAUUUCACUCCUGACAUAAGGUUCCACACGUACGUAAAGAUCCAGACACCGAGAUCUGCAUAUGUAUAUUUCUAGAUUCAUUGUUUUAUUUAAUGGUAGAUUAAAACUGUGUAAUUCACAAAUAAGAUGUAUUCAGUUUUGCUAAGACGCAGACAAGAUGUUUACAGGCUGCGGUGUCUCGUACUAUAUUAAGCCCUCAUGGGUUGUUCUAGCUUCCGGACAGACGAAUUUAUUUAUUUACCUUGAGUCCCAUUUUGACCUUAUCAAUCGUUCGCUUAUUAACCUUGACCGUUUUUUGUGUAGGUGUGUGUGUCUAUCACGUACCCUAUUUAUCACGUCUUUAGCUUGUUCUUGUCUGGCUACAAAUAUUGAGUCACGCUUUAUCAAAAUGAGUUGGAUUACCUACAUUCGCUUUUCUUAUUGUAUGCCUGGAUCCAUGGAAUAUAUGUAUCUUAAAUCCAUUCUCGUAUUUGACGUAUUCUGUUAUUCACUCAUUCGAAUUAAGUCAACAAUUACAUACGAGGGUAGGCAGGACGUAUAUUUCGUUAACAUCAUCAUACGAUAGAAUUAGAGUCAUAUAAAUGGGCCACAAUAAAGUUGUGAACCCUACAUAGAACUCAGAGAAACCUGCAAAAUUACGUCAACGAAGAGCCUUCCAAACCCCAUCCAUUCGAAGAACCCAGCGUAGCUGAC